Coregonus sp. 'balchen' is the source of this 11490-nucleotide messenger RNA. The record is from the annotation of a GenBank genome assembly. NCBI's taxonomy places the organism in Eukaryota, Metazoa, Chordata, Actinopteri, Salmoniformes, Salmonidae.
GUCAGCUGACGCUAGCAGUGUCUCAGUCUAAUCAGUCCGCUUGAGUCUAGGCCUUUGAGAGUUAGUCAUUGCCGGUGAGAGGUUGAUUCACAUUGGAAUUCAAUGGUUUUAUCUGGCUGACCAGUCGUUCAACAACACCAUCUUGCUUUCUAGCUAAUGGUAGAAGUAGACUGCUUUUUGUGUUGUUCUGAUUUGUGGUGGUGUUGUUGACAAAUAGUGGCAUGUUUCUCACUGCUAGCGGUUAGCUAACGUUAAUGCUAACCUAGCCAGCUAGCUUCUUUAGCUAGCUAACCAGUUGUCAUUCAUUGAUUAUAACUUUCCAUUUUAGUUUUCGUUAACGUUAAUUGGUUGGUUUACUAACCAACGUUAGCUAGUCGAGAUGGUGGUUUUAGAUUUAGACUAGUUAGCUAGCUAUGUCGCUCUGAUUUACUGCGACGAUGCUAACGUUAUGUUCGGUAAUGACGUGUGGACGACCAAAACAACUUCGCUUCAGACAGUAGUUAAGGUUUUCACUGAAGUGUUUGACUUACAAUUAAAUAACCGGAGGUUUACUUAACUAAUGAUAUUAGAAGAAGAAGCUAAGUUAGAGAGAGCGGUUUAAAUGGCAAGAAUUAGAAUUGAGCCAGGUAAUGGACUUCAGUCAGCAGAGUCCACCAAAAGUUUGCGGGACACCAGAGAAAGCCUGGCACUGACAGAUGGAGAAGUCAACUCUUUCGGUUCGGACUCAGAACUAAAUGGCUAUACCAGCGAGAGACAGACGGAUAAAUAUGGAUUUAUUGGGGGUGCACAACAAUAUUCAGAACAAUCGUAAGUAAGACCCAUCUGUUUAUAAUUUUCCAUCAGAAAUGAGGUAGCCAAGCUCUGUUUGUGGCUGACAAAAUUGUCAAAGUGCAUCUUCCUUCCAGAUUAGUCACCUGGUUGACCCCAUCUGUCUUCACAUACCACUUUACUGUUUGUUAUUUUCUAAUAUGCAAUUCACAUUUGAAUCAGUAGCCUGUUGUUUGCGAUAUAACUCCAGUGGAUGCUCUCCACCAAAGACAGUGUCAUCCUUACAUUUUACAUUUUGAGUCAUUUAGCAGACGCUCGUAUCCAGAGCGACUUACAGUAGAGUGCAUACAUUUUGGUACUUUUUCAUGCUUGUCCCCCGUGGGAAUCGAACCCACAACCCUGGCGUUGCAAGCGCCAUGCUCUACCAACUGAGCCACACAGGAGGACUUGGAGGUUAACAGAAACAGUUAUUCCUCUCUCGCUCUGUCUUACACUCAGAAGAGAGUCCCUUGCUAGCCUUUAGUAACACAUGCCCUGUCCAGAAUGACCCCCUACCCCACCCUUAGCAGGUUUAGUUUGCUGCUCUGUGAACCUCUUGAGGAAGCUGUGGACAGAGUGUCUGGUCAGACAAGAUGGAUGAGAAAGCCUCUAUCAUGUAAGCCUCUAGCAUCACUCAGAGUAACUGAUAGCAAUAGGACCCGCAGUUCUCCCACGGUCCCUUGGUGUAUCAACCCUCUUCCUAUCUUUCCACCCUCUCAGCAGCUACUCUUCCCGGGGUCUAAACAGGGUUAAAACAGUUACAUCACCGCAAAACACAACAGCCUAGAUAAUAAAUAAAACAAUGCAUCAUACAAUACAUUAUUAUUACUCUAAUAUUAAACAUUUACAAUAUAAAAUCCACAAUACCAGAACAUCACAAUGUGUGUGUGUGUGUCCUCACAGUCCGCGUUGUUGUUUUAUCCGUUUUUUUAAUGCGAUUUUACUGCUCGCUUGAAUUACUUGACGCGGAAGAGUUCCAUGUAGGCAUGGCUCUAUGUAGUACUUUGCGUUUCCCAGAGUCUGUUCUGGACUUGGGGACUGUGAAGAGACCCAUGGUGGCAUGUCUUGUGCGGUAUGUAUGGGUGUCUGAUCUGUGUGUUAGCUGUUUGAAAAGACAGUUUGGUGCUAUCAAUACCUCUCUCAAAGACAAGUAGUGAUGCAGUCAAUCUCUCCUCUAUGUUGAGCCAGGAGAGAUUGACCACGUUUAUAUGCGCACAGUAUUCUGGGUAAUAGCUCAAAUCCCGCUUAAGGUCUUAUUCGGGAUAAGUUGUUUACAUGCACCUUUGAUAUCCCGCUCAGAGUAUCCCUGUAACCAUGAAUAAACAGAAUAUUCAUAAUUUAAAUUCAUAAGGGUUAAAUGGAAUAGUAACUGAAAAUGGACACUGACUGUAGGCCUAUAACCGCUCACAUAUAGCGUUAUAUAAUAUUAACUCCUGCUGAACUAUGCAUUUCUUGCAGUAGAAUUAUAGAACAAAUGUUAGUUUUGUCUCGGGAACAGAAGUGGAGAAAUAUUAUUUCCUUUCAGCAUCUCUUGAGACAAUGCGAAUGUGCGUGUUAUGUGUUAUCUUCAACAAUGUUAUGCAAGCAGACAGUAGUUGGCAAUAUCAGAGGGUUUUGUGAUGAAUGAGCCAUCUGUCUUAUUUAUAUAUACACUACCAGUCAAAAGUUUGGACACCUACUCAUUCAAGGGUUUUUCUUCAUUUUUUAUUUUCUAUACAUUGUAGAAUAAUAGUGAAGACAUCAAAACUAUGAAAUAACACAUAUGGAAUCAUGUAGUAACCAAAAAAGUGUUAUACAAAUCAAAAUAUAUUUUAUAUUUGAGAUUCUUCAAAUAGCCACCCUUUGCCUUGAUGACAGCUUUGCACACGCUUGGCAUUCUCUCAACCAGCUUCAUGAGCUAGUCACCUGGAAUGCAUUUCAAUUAACAGGUGUGCCUUCUUAAAAGUUAAUUUGUGGAAUUUCUAUCCUUCUUAAUGCCAAUCAGUUGUGUUGUCACAAGGUAGGGGGUUAUACAGAAGAUGGUCCUAUUUGGUAAAAGACCAAGUCCAUAUUAUGGCAAGAACAGCUCAAAUAAGCAAAGAGAAACCACAGUCCAUCAUUACUUUACUUUAAGACAUGAAGGUCAGUCAAUACGUAGCAAGAACUUUGAAAGUUUCCUCAAGUGCAGUCGCAAAAACCAUCAAUAACAUAAAUUGAGUUUUAAAAUAAAUAAAUAUUUUCUCUAAAUAAGCGUUGUAAAAUUAAAGGUCAAAUAAACAGCAUUUCAAACAGUCAGCAAUAAUCUAAUGAAUUCAGGGCUUGUGAAGUUAUACCUAGGCUAAAUCUAAGCCUUCCACAACCAUAACACCCACUAAUAACUUAAUUAUUUUAUCAAAAUAGUUGAACCUGCUUUUUGAUUGCGGUAAUCACUGAUCUGGCUUUCAAGUCUGUCUUUGAAAAUGCCCUUUUUUGUUACAAAUGUAACUAGAACCAUGCGUAAUGCACAUUCACUAAUGACCAACUCUUCAGUUUCAUCAGCUGUCCGGGUGGCUGGUCUCAGACCAUCCCGCAGCUGAAGAAGCAGGAUGUGGAGUUCCUGGGCUGGCGUGGUACAUGUGGUCUGCGGUUGUGAGAUCGGUUGGACGUACUGCCAAAUUCUUUCAAAUGACAUUGGAGGUGGGUUAUGGUAGAGAAAUUAACAUUAUCUGGCAACAGCUCUGGGGGACAUUCCUGCAGUCAGCAUGCCAAUUGCACGCUCCCUCAACUUGAAACAUCUGUGACAUUGUGGUGUGUGACAAAACUGCACAUUUUAGUGUGGCCUUUUAUUGGCCCUAGCACAAGGUGCACCUGUGUAAUUAUCAUGCUGUUUAAUAAGCUUCUUGAUAUGCCAAACCUGUCGGGUGGAUGGGUUAUCUUGGCAAAGGAGAAAUGCUCACUAACAGCGAUGUAAACAAAUUUGUGCACAAAAUUUGAGCGAAAUAAGCUUUUUGUGCGUAUGGAACAUUUCAGGGAUCUUUUAUUUUAACUCAUGAAACAUGGGACCAACACUUUACAAGUUGCGUUUAUAUUUUUGUUCAGUAUAGAAUUUUCAUUGUUGGACAUAAAAUACUGUAAAAAUACCAGGAAAUCAGCUCCAAAAGAGAUUUACAUUUUGGAAAUCUGUUCCCAAGUAUUCCCACACAUAAUAGAGAGACGUGAUCGUAUACAAACGUAAGCAAGGUUUGAAAUGAUCUGUUUGGGAUUCGGUCAAAUUGCAGUCUACAAAUUAUUUGUAGUUAUGUUCCAGCCCCCCGACCAUCUGCUCAAGAAAAAAUCGGCCCGCGGCUGAAUCUAGUUGAUGAUCCCUGCAUUAGGCUAUAGAAAAUUAACACAGGUCUCAUCAAUAAUCUCUCAAGCCCAGGUGCUAGUGAUUAGCCAGCUAAUCUUUAUAUUUCAAGUUUGGCCAACUUUGAUCUAUCUGCUAGCUAACAAGGUUGAACAGUUGAAUUGUUAUGAACACACCCUUCUGUCUGUCUCCAAAUGUUUGAAAAGCAUGUUAGCCUGUCCAUUUUGUUCAUAUGUUGAAAUCAAGUGCCUUCUUAUUUCUCAGAAUGAAACAUUCCUUAUAUAAUUGUGUUUUAUGCUUAUUGGAUAUUUUAUAAAACACAGACUAGACAUCUAGAAUAACAGUAUUUGGCAAAAAUGCUGCUAACAGUAUGUGGUACCCCAAUGCUGCGCGUGACAAACUGAGCAUUCAUUUUCCAGAAUCAAUGUUCAUUGAUACUCUCAUUUUAGUAGUGUCUGCUCUGCGCGCAACUUGAGUAGUUGAGACAUAAAAAAUGUAUCGUUAGAAAAGUUAACUUCUCCUCUAUUACAGUCAAUGUGUUUUAGUGUCCAUAUGACCGAUUCUGUUGGACCAAACCUCAAAUGCAAAUACAGAGUUGAAACUGCUUGUCAGAGAGAAAGAUGUGAUCUCUCAACUUUGUUGGCGUGAGGGGGAGGGGCUUUGUGUGUGUAAACCAUAGAGGAAGAGGCGAAUCGAGAGGUUUCACUCUUGCUAAAAUCUGUCCAAAAUAAGGCGUGCGUUUCUAUGGGCUUAUUUUGGACCUAAGCUUGUCGUCUGCCUUCCCGCCUUUGGGACAACGACUCUCAUUGUUAGGGCAGAGACAUGAGCAUCUCGUCAUUAUAUACAGAUCUCUGUUAUAAAUGGGAAGGUGCACACAGGAGCGAAUGAGACGAGACCAAAAAUACAACAUGAGAACAAGCAAACAUAAAUGCUCAUAAAAACGAAAAUUAACAAAACCUAGAUUCUUGCGAUACAGGCAUUUGGAAUAUCGCACAAAAACAUAUUUGAAUUAAUCAAAUUAAUUUGAUAUCACCCAGCCCUAACCUAUGAAUUGUUAAGUGAUUAAAACUUGUAAUUCUGUUACCAAAUCAGUAACAUAAUUACAAUCCCUUCCACUUGCAUUCUGUUAUGUUAAGCUCAUAACUGUUUUUUUUCUCUUUCUGUUGUCUGGUGGUCUAAGCGAGAGUAUGAAAACAGUCUGGACAACCCCUCCCUCGUUCUCUCUCUGCAUCUCGCUUCUCUCUCUGCGUCUUGCUUCUCUUUCUCCGGUUAAUGUGACCUCUCCCGGCUCUUACUGACACCUACCCAUGAGCCCCCUCUCUUCCAUUAACAGUAACCAGCAUCCGCACCAACUGAGCACCGAACCAACACUGGUGUCCAUGGACAUUGAAAAGUAGUUGAAAUUUGAUUUCAGCCUUGAUUUCAAUGUCCACGGACCAAAAAAUGUGGGCCUUGAUUUCAACGUCUAUAGACAUAGAUUUUUGGUCCGGACCAAAUCUGAACCAAUCAUAGAUGUCUAUGUUUCACAAGUUUGGACAGUGCAGUGUGUAGAAUAAUACCCAUAUAUGCAAAGGAGGAUAUUGCAUAUUUCUAUCUUUGUGUACCUAUUCAGGAUACAUCACCAUGAAGAGAAUGACUUUCAUAUCCAUAAUGAUGCAUGUCUGUGUUGUACAGAUCAGGGACCCAUGAUGAAAUUCUGUUACCGUAAUUCUGUUACCUGGUGUAAAUCCACUUCACUUGCUGUAGUUCAACAACCAAAAUAGAUUUUUUCAAACUCAAGGUGUCAUGUCAUAGCUGACACCCCAUUCUUUCUGCAGACAUCGUUGCAUCUUAAUUCGUAGCAGAUAUUUAGCAUAGUUUUUGGAAAACAUGGACGCAUAAAAAAAAUGAAGGGAGAUUUUACUGAAAUUCUGUUACCAAACUUUGCAUCUGCACAGUUCUUCAGUAAAUGUGUUUUUGUACAAUGUUCAGUGUACAUUUUAAAAAUUAGGCCUUUUGCAUACAGUUGUAUGGUUUGUUAAACGUUGAAAUCAAUGGUUUUUGUUUGGCAUACAUUUUAAGGGAUUCUGUUACCUUGGAAUUGCCCAUUGGCAUGCUGCUAUUGUAUUGAACCAUCAACACUUAGGAUGGGCUAGUUGUUUAUAGACUAUAGUAGACCUGGGUGCUUUGGUUUAAUUCAUUGGCCAUUAAAUUUUUUUGUGAGACUCCGUCUCAGCCAAGUCAUUGUUGUCUGUACUGUUACAAAUUGAGACGUUUAUGACAUUCCAACAGAUAAUUAUCAGUGGACCCUUUCGCUGCUAUCCACUCCUCACACAAGGGGAGUCCGUGAAGAUUCUGGAAGUCCUGCAGUACCUUGAAUAAUCAGUUCCAGAAAUGAGAUGUUUUGUGGAUUAGCCUACAUGGUAUGACGACAAGGUUUUCUCCAUUGUAAAAAGCAAGAGCACAAUAUAGCCUCUAGUUCUGGGAUUGACUGUCUAAAACCGCUUAGGUUAGUUUGUUGUUUUUAAGUUGUUUACUGCUGCCAUGGUCACUUGACAGCCUUUGUGUUGUAUGGCAUUGUUUUUCCCUCAUUUUGCUUACCGAUGUGGUAUGUUAGGCCGGGUACUGCUGCCUUGUUAAGUGCUUUUGACUCAUAGUCAUGUAUUUUCUACACUUAUGGCUUUUUGCCACUGAGUGCAACAUGAACCGCUGAUUCUCAGCAAAACAGAAUACCGGCCUGAUGUGUCACCACUUGUUCUGAACAAACGCCUUCUAACUCGUCUGUUUACAGCCUAUUGUGAUGUGCAUUUCUCUCCAGUGUUUAGGCUCCCAGUGAGCGGUUGCUGAGCAAGAGUAGGACUGGGGAGGUAACAGAAGUAAGGGGAAGUUCUAUUAGAACUUCCUGUUUUUUGUGUGCUUCGCAGGUUGUGGCAAGUGUCCCACUGUUUUGUCUGAGGAUGGAUUUCCUGUGAGGAGUAUGAGGAGUAGGAAGGGAUCAGCCGCUGCCCUGCUCCUUCCCCCAAGAGUGCCAGGAUGUGAUGAAAAGAAUGCCACAUCCCAGCACACUGCUCUGUUUGUAUGGUGUUUUGUAUUUGAGAGUGUGUGCUCAGAAUAGGGUUGGGCCGAUAUAUGAUUGUAUUGUGAUAUUUGACAUUGACGAUAUAUCGUGAAGUGCAAGUCUAUACUCUAUUUAAACUUUACAGAUCAAAACUAUGCAGUUUAAUCAGUUAGGCUGUAUCAAUAUAAAUUAAUUAACUAAGCCUUAUUUUAUUGCCACACAGAGAUGAUUUAAUGAGAAUAUGACUAUAAUAUUGUAAGUACGCACAAAAUUCACAGUCAUUCGUGUAGCCUACAACAGACAACCUAGUUUCAUUCAUUCAUCCCUGAGAAAAAGGCUAGGCUAAAAAUAAAGCGUGUCAUGGUGUUGCGUGUUCACACCUCCUCUCUGCAUCCCCCUUGGUAAUUUGACCACAGUCGGUCCAGUGUACUGGGUGUGUCUGUCAGCUGGAUGCAAUAAAGAUGCUCUUUCUCUGAGAGACACUGAAACACACGCAGCCUCUUUAGGGCCCCUUUGAACCGCCCUCGCCUUCAUCCACUGCCCUUCUACCAAGGGAAGGAGCCCAAGCCCAGCAGUCCUCCAGAACUAUGUUGUCAGCUCUCUCUCUCUUGUUUUCAUCUGGAGAGGCAAAACAAUGGCAGCUAUUGUCCUUGUCUCUUAUCAUUUCUUGCAUUUCCGUUCUGGUUUCAAUGGACACAACGAUCAAAUGGCUCAAGUUUUCUAGCGAAAGAGUUGUUUCUGUAAGAAAAAGAAUGUACGCUCCUCUGGUGAAUGAUUUUCAGAAGCUACAGGAAGCAGCUUGUAUUUCUGUUUUCCUCCAAGACAACUUCCUGUGUGAGGGAUGGCUCUUCCUGUUUGGCCCUCGGCCCUCCCUCCUUCCCUCACUCGCCUCUCGUUUCACUGGUGUCUGUGUUGACAGCCUUUGCUUGUCAUGGGCUCCCGAGUGGCGCAGCGGUCUAAGGCACUGCAUCUCAGUGCUUGAGGCGUCACUACAGACCCCCUGGUUCGAUUCCAGGCUGUAUCACAACCGGCCGUGUUUGGGAGUCCCAUAGGGUGGCGCACAAUUGGCCCAGCGUCAUCCGGGUUUGGCCGGUAUAGGCCAUCAUUGUAAAUAAGAAUUUGUUCUUAACUGACUUGCCUAGUUAAAUAAAGGUAAAAAGAAAUGCCUCAAGUAAUACAUCCCUGAGUGUUUGUUUAGAGAGACAGGUGUGUAGCUACAGAGUAACCGUCUGUCUGUCCCUGACUCCCACAGAGCUGAAGACAUUCCUCCUGAGGUGCUGAGACAGAGGGAGGCCAAAUGGCUGGACAUGCUCAACAACUGGGACAAAUGGAUGGCCAAGAGACACAAGAAGGUCAGUAACUCAAACAUCAGCUGCGCAUCACUGGCUGAUAGGCUACCGAAAUCCCAUUGCUGACGAUAACAGCUUUCUUUAUAGAAAGCACGUUAACCUUGCAAGCUGUCAUGUGCCACCCCUACUAUUAUUGAGUGACCAGAAAAUAUGGAAGGAAAGUAAUUGAACACAUACUUGAACAACCUACCUUGACAUUCAAUCUAUUCCACUGAUGGAAUUCCCAUGAUUUUUAAACUAGUCUCACCGUGCAUGAUUAUGAUGAGUGGUUGUGACACUAGCGCUAACUCACUACCCCCAGAUGAAGCUGCGCUGUCAGAAGGGCAUCCCCCCCUCUCUGCGAGGCCGGGCGUGGCUCUACUUGUCAGGAGGAAAGGUGAAGAGGGAGCAGCACAAGGGCAAGUUCGAGGUCGGUCACUAACCACCACCGCUACACACUCAUUCAUACACACUCUUGUACUUUUACACAUAAAGCAUGUGAAUUCGGGGGACUGUGUGUUUUUAAGGAGCUGGACAGCCAGGCAGGAGACCCUAAGUGGGUGGAUGUGAUCGAGCGGGACCUCCACAGACAGUUCCCCUUCCAUGAGAUGUUUGUGGCAAGAGGAGGCCAUGGGUGAGUAGCUCUUUUGGCGUGGACCCAUGGCUACUUCUCAGUACAUGUUUGUUUUCGUAACCGAAUUGUGUGCGUGUGUAGGCAGCAGGACCUGUACCGUGUCCUGAAGGCCUACACACUGCACCGGCCUGAAGAGGGUUACUGCCAGGCUCAGGCUCCCAUCGCUGCUGUGCUGCUAAUGCACAUGCCUGCUGAGGUCAGUCCACAUACACACCAUCCCAUGUGUAUACAAAAAUGUUGAAUACUCUGUUACUCACGGUACAGGAAUGUGGCAUACACCACAGUCGUGCUCAAUUCAUGUUUUUUGCUUUAUUAACAGGAUGCAUUCUGGGGUCUGGUGCAGAUUUGUGAGAAGUACCUUCCUGGAUACUACAGUGCAGGGCUGGUAAGACUGUCCACAGACCUACCACACUGGUCCUCUAACACAAAGAAUACAAGGAACCAAGGUCACAUGCUGAAGAGAAUUCGCUGAUUGUUGGUUGUGACAGGGAGAGGUUUUAUAUUGGGGUUUAAAGAUCAGGAUACAGUUUGUUGGGUUUUCCCAAGGGCAGAGCUAGAGAGUAACUUAAAGAGCUUACCUGUCACUAAAAUACAGUUAAUCAUUAAUUCAGCAUGUUUAUCAUUGCCUGGAACUGCAGUGUCAUGGAAAAGAAAAGCUGGACAAUGUUAGGUGACACUCAUGUUGAAUGCAGGCAGGCAGGUCAUAUUAUUGGACCAGCUCUCUAGCUGGCAUGUGCUGCUGUCAUUGCAUGUCCUGUAGCCUGUUGUCUGUGACCAGCUAAUGACAAAUGGCCCUGAGUGAGCAGGUGACCAGGCAAUGUGGGCCAGUUAAUGAAACAUUAAAAAGAGGAAGGCGUCUGUUCUCUCUCUCUCUCCCUCACCCCUCCCUUCCUCUCGACCCCUCCAUUUGUCUCUUUCUCCCUCUCCUUUCUGAUGGUUGUUCCUGUAGGAGGCGAUCCAGCUGGAUGGGGAGAUCCUUUUUGCUCUGCUGAAGCGUGUGUCUCCUCUGGCCCACCGCCACCUGAAGAAGCACAAGAUGGACCCCAUCCUGUACAUGACGGAGUGGUUCAUGUGUGCCUUCUCCAGAACCCUUCCCUGGGCCUCAGUGCUACGUGUCUGGGACAUGUUCCUUUGUGAGGGUGAGACACAUAAUCUGUCAUUUAAUAGGAUCUCUGUGGUGUGCAAUAUGUUUAAUGUAAGUGGCUAUAUGAGACAUGUGCAAUGUGUAUGACAUGGGUAACAUGCAAUGUAUGUAAUAUGCUGAUUCCACACAGUAAACAUACACACGUAAAUUUUGUCCACCAGAGAGCACUCUCGGCGAGGCAUGCUCUUUAGACAGACUGACAUGGACACACACACACCCCAGCAUACUCAUCAUCACAGACACAUUCAAAGAUACAAAGAUACCCACACAAAUACGUCAUACCACACACUGACACAAUGACAAGUCUUAUCUCAGGACACUGAGACUUAAUCCGUUUUGGCUGGUGUUGUCCGGUCAUCCAGGAGUGAAGAUCAUCUUCCGGGUGGGCCUGGUGCUGUUGAAGUGCAUGCUGGGCUCCCAGGACAAGCUGAAGAUGUGUCAGGGCCAGUAUGAGACCAUGGAGCUGCUCAAGACCAUAGACACACGCUACAUGCUGGAGGCAUUCCUAGUGCGGGAGGUACACAACCACCAUCCACAGCCAGAAUUAUAGAACCAGAAACAUCAUACUGGAAAAUGCUCAGUGUCAUGGUUUUUAGCCACUUUGAGAAUAGCUGACAUGAAUGUGAUGAGACUGUGUCAUGGCUAUGUUGCAUGCUAAGGGCUAUGGUGUAAACUGAAAAAGACCCUACUGCCACAUAGUGGUACUUUAAUAAAACAGCAUUUUUUCUAUGAUUUCUACUACUUUGUCAAGCUGACAGGCUAUUAAGACUGCUAUGUUAACCACUGUUGUUAAUCUCUACCCCUUUUGCUCUGUCCCAGAUUAUAGAGCUGCCAUUGUCAGAGCGGGACAUUGAGAAGGAGCACCUGGCCCAGCUGCGGCACUGGAAGGAGACCCGGGGUGAGUUGCACUGCAAGUCCCCUCCAAGAAUGCACGGCGCCAAGGCUAUCAUGGCCGCUGAACCACCCAGUCGCCAAGACCUGAGACAGAACCCCACCAUCAUAGUUGAGUCGUCCCUGGCAACCAAUAAGAAUGGGGAGGGCCAGGAUGAGGACAAAGCUAGGAAAAAGACCAAAGAGGAGAAGAAGGGGAAGAAGAAGAACAGCUCCCCGACCCCGGUGGCGGCCAACCCUGAACCCAGCGACGCCUCUACCGAGCCCUCCCCACCCCUCAAAGACACACCCCUGCAGGGCUCCAAUCAGAGUCUGAUUAGCACAGAACAUGACACUUACCUGUAG